AUGACUGAUCUAACAUUACCCAUGCUCAAGAGAAACAAUCACCGGCGGUACAAUCCACUGCUUGAUGAAUGGGUUAUCGUGGCAAGUAACCGAGUUUCUCGACCUUGGCAGGGAGCCAAGAGUGAUCCGCCUUCGUUUGCUACAAGUACUGGUGUAAAUUCUUUAGCGCCUGGUGGAAAGAGGCAUAAUGAUAUGGUUACCCCAAACUACACUUCGACUUAUGUAUUCGAAAAUGACUUUCCAAGCUUUACUGACUUUCCGGGUCAAGAUGACGGGGACAGCAAAGAGCAGGAUGAGCUUUUUCGACAAAUGGAGAUUCGUGGAGUGUGUCGGGUGAUUUGCUAUCAUCCCGACACGAAACAAAGCCUUGCAACUAUGUCUGUUGAAGAUGUAACCAAAGUGGUAAAGGUAUGGAUAGAACAGUUUCAAGAGCUGAAAGAGCGUUAUCUAUGGAUUCAGAUAUUCGAGAAUCGUGGAGCUGCAGUUGGCUGCUCGAAUGCGCAUCCGCAUGGACAACUCUGGGCGUCAGAUUUUUUGCCGAAUUUGCCGUUAAGAAAAGACAAAUGUCAACGGGAGUACUACUCAAAGCAUGAACAGCCCUUGCUCAUGGACUAUUUACGGAAGGAAAAAGAAGGAAAUAGCGAAAGAAUUGUCCUCGAAAAUGAACAUUGGACAGUGCUCGUGCCAUUUUGGGCGGUGUGGCCCUAUGAGACAAUGCUGCUCCCUAACAGGCAUAUUCAACGGUUGGAUGAAUUGGAAGAGGACGAGCAAGUUUCUUUGGCAGACAUUUUGCGGCGAAUAAUCAUCAAAUAUGAUAAUAUAUUCAAGUGUUCUUUUCCAUUCAGUAUGGGCUGGCUAGGAGCUCCUACUGGUCCUGCUUUAGAAGAGGACACGAAGCAUUGGUGUUUACAUGCAUCCUUUCAUCCACCACUGCUGAGAUCAGCUACCGUACCUAAAUACAUGGCGGGAUACGAAGUUUUCUCUGAGCCGCAGAGAGAUAUUACGCCUGAAGCGGCCGCAGCAACUAUCAAAGCCCAGUCCGAAAUUCAUUACUCGUCCAGCUAA
Molecule: messenger RNA, 1065 nt
Organism: Cylicocyclus nassatus
Lineage: Eukaryota; Metazoa; Nematoda; Chromadorea; Rhabditida; Strongylidae
Source: the annotation of a GenBank genome assembly